Parnassius apollo (apollo) is the source of this 306-nucleotide messenger RNA. NCBI's taxonomy places the organism in Eukaryota, Metazoa, Arthropoda, Insecta, Lepidoptera, Papilionidae. The record is from the annotation of a GenBank genome assembly.
AUGGCGGGCCCGCGCCGCAAGCGAGCACGUGCACUGCACGCGCACCCAACAGUUGUACGUGAACAUCGCGCACACUACACAUAUACCUGCCCACGUCUGUACAUUAGACCUGCGCGCGGUACAUCGCGGGCCCGCGCCGCAAGCGAGCACACGCACUGCACGCGCACCCAACAGUGGUACGUGAACAUCGCGCACACUACACAUAUACCUGCCCACGUCUGUACAUUAGACCUGCGCGCGGUACAUCGCGGGCCCGCGCCGCAAGCGAGCACACGCACUGCACGCGCACCCAACGGUGGUACGUGA